Molecule: messenger RNA, 1716 nt
Organism: Coregonus clupeaformis (lake whitefish)
Lineage: Eukaryota; Metazoa; Chordata; Actinopteri; Salmoniformes; Salmonidae
Product: endothelial zinc finger protein induced by tumor necrosis factor alpha-like
Exons: 2
Coding region: 129-1346 (405 amino acids)
Biological process (GO): regulation of transcription by RNA polymerase II
Cellular component (GO): nucleus
Molecular function (GO): RNA polymerase II cis-regulatory region sequence-specific DNA binding; DNA-binding transcription factor activity, RNA polymerase II-specific
Source: RefSeq, a predicted model, not a curated record
GAAGAAGAAGAAGAAAAAGAAGCCAUAAUACUAUAGAACCAUAGAAGAAGAUUUUGCCUUUUUUUGUUUAGUAAAGAAAGAACCACAGACCGAAGUGAAUAGGCUACCCAACUCUCUUUCGACUGAAAAUGUCUAAACUACAGUCGUUUCGUGUGUUUUUAAAUGAGCGCUUAACGGAGGCUGCUGUGGAGAUUUUCGGGGCAGUUGAGAAAGCGGUAGCGGAGUACCAGGAGGAGAAUGAUCGGCUACGGAGAAUGCUGCGGAUCACACCGGAGAUAAAACUAUGUGGAAUAGGCUCCCUGCCGCUCUCGCUCGCUGUCUCUGAAGAGGUUCCCCCUGAGCAGCAGCACUGUGAGCAGGAGUGGAGCCCCAGUCUGGGGCAGGAGGACCCAAAGCCCACACAGAUUAAAGAGGAACAGGAGGAACUCCGGACCAGUCAGGAGGAAGAGCAUCUUCAAGGGUUGGAGCCUGAUAUCAUAGAGUUCAAAUUUACUCCUUCCUGUGUGAAAAGUGAAUGCGAUCAGGAGGACUCAAUUCAGUCAUUAACUCUUCCCGUAACCCAGACUAUGGAGAACAGAGAGCGUGACUCUACACCAGUGGAUCUCAAACCUUGUGGCACUAUUACCAACCUGAAGGGUCUUGACAUUCCUUGUGACCGUCCAGGUAAUCAAAACAAUGCCUCCGGCCACAGCUCAGCCAUAAGCAGCGACCCAGUAGGACUUUACAGCAGCCCACCAAUGGAUGCCAACACACCAUUGGGGGAACACCGUUCCAAGCCCAGCACCACAUCUAUACAAAUUCACUGCUGCCAUGACUGUGGUGAAACAUUUGCUCUGAAAGCUGACCUGCAGAGGCAUUUGACUCUCCCCAAGAAGAGACCCAGUGAAUGCCGCUUAUGCAAAAAACACUACAACUCCACCUGUAAACUGAAGACCCAUGUUCGACUCUGUCAAGGUGGGAAACCCUGCCUUGUUUGUGGCGAGACCUUCAAAUACAAAGGAGAUCUGUCCAGGCACAUGAAGACUCACAAAGGAGAGAAACCAUUCAGCUGUAGUGACUGUGGGAAAAGUUUCAAUCGCAAAGAGUACCUAACAGAACAUAUACGGACUCACACAGGAGAGAAACCAUUUAGUUGUGGUGUCUGUGGGAAAACCUUCAGUCAGAGGGGAGCCCUAGGGAGGCAUAUACGGACUCACACAGGAGAGAAACCGUUUAGCUGUGGCGACUGUGGGAAAAGAUUCAGGCAGAAGGGUGACCUAGGGAAGCAUAUGUUGACUCACACAGGAGAGAAAAUAUUUAGCUGUGGUGACUGUGGGAAAUGUUUCAGUCGCAAACAGACUAACUGAUCAUAUGCUGACUCACACAGGAGAGAAACCAUUUAGCUGUCGAGACACCAUUUAGCUGUCGAGACUGGGAAAGCUUAAAUCAGAAGGGGGACCUAAGGAGGCAUAUAUUGACUCCCACAGGAGAGAAAGCACAUGGUCGCUCAGUCUGUGGUAGAACAUUCAUUCGUAAGGCUCAUCUGCUGAAGCUUGUGAAUAACGUCCACAAAGAAAGAAGUCAGGACAAAAACGGAAAGAAAAAAGAUUAGGAAAAAGAUCUGUCAGAUGGGAAUAAAAGUUAAAGUUGAAGUUUUUGUCAUAUGCACAGGAUGAGAAAAAAUAAGAAACCUGCACACUGCUCUUGCUAGUAUCACUGCUCUUUAUUAAGCUUUAC